This is a messenger RNA of Perkinsus marinus ATCC 50983, 630 nucleotides long. RefSeq lists its product as hypothetical. The coding region runs from base 1 to 630 and encodes 209 amino acids. The record is from RefSeq and is a predicted model, not a curated record. The transcript has 7 exons. Lineage: Eukaryota; Perkinsozoa; Perkinsida; Perkinsidae.
AUGCCAGCUGCCGAACAAGUAGCGGCCUUCAAAUACUGCUCUCCCAAGGAUCCGCGAUAUCCCGUGGCCCUGCCGACUAGAUUUCUAGCGAUGAACUUCGCUUGGAGGAGAGCGGACAUGCCCGACUUGACCUUUCCCAAUAUCUUCGACAGAAACUCAAUGCAGAAGCAUCCGCUGACGGGCGCUCCUUUGCCGGCGCGGACCAAGGGGCACUGGGCGAUGGACUUCCCAACGAGAGGGGCCCACAUGAGCUUCUUCAUGCCACCAGAAGGCGACUUAUUGAAGCAGUUGUCAUUCUCGGACGGCGGUAUCAUCGAGAGGAGCGAAGAUGACCAAAGCACGGGGAGGUGGGGGGUCGCUGGCUGUGUCACAUACUGCCUUGCCGAUCAGAUACGCGUCUGUUGCUGGGAUGAUGCUUCAAAAUCUCGUACCGAAAGGAUUGACUUGAACACUUGGAUCCCUUGGUUUGCGGAUGCCAACCGACAGCGCUAUCCUUACAUGUUCCCAUCGCGGGAGAGAUUAGCUGCCUGUGAUUACAUUCGGCGACAGCAGCAGACCAACAGACUCCAGUUUGACAGGGCGCUUGCUUGGGCUUACAAUAACGGCAUCAGAUUGUGGGAAAAGGGUUGA